Molecule: messenger RNA, 426 nt
Organism: Coffea eugenioides
Lineage: Eukaryota; Viridiplantae; Streptophyta; Magnoliopsida; Gentianales; Rubiaceae
Product: 60S ribosomal protein L28-1-like
Exons: 2
Coding region: 1-426 (141 amino acids)
Biological process (GO): translation
Cellular component (GO): cytosolic large ribosomal subunit; ribosome
Molecular function (GO): structural constituent of ribosome
Source: RefSeq, a predicted model, not a curated record
AUGGGGAGCUUGGAUCACGGAACAAAUCACCUGCCGAGGAAUCUCCUAGAUUCUAGCAAGGCGACAGUACCGGGGCAGCUGAUAUGGGAGAUCGUGAAGAAGAACAACUCCCUUUUGGUUAAGGAGUUUGGCAACGGCACCGCUAGCGUCAAGUUUACCAAGGGGCCGCCCAACAGUCUUUGCGACCUCCACUCUUACAAGCAUUCUGGAUUGGCAAACAAGAAGACAAUGACCAUUCAACCAGGAGGCAAAGAUCAGUCUGUGUUGCUUGCUGCAACAAAGACCAAGAAACAAAACAAGCCUUCAGCUUUGUAUAACAAGUCUGUCAUGAAGAAAGAGUUCCGUCGAAUGGCCAAGGCUGUUACAAACCAGGUGGCAGAUAACUAUUACAGGCCUGAUCUGAAGAAGGCUGCUCUGAUACCAUGA